This is a messenger RNA of Lepus europaeus (European hare), 1593 nucleotides long. RefSeq names its product protein interacting with cyclin A1 (gene PROCA1). Bases 198 to 1313 code for a protein of 371 amino acids. Gene Ontology annotation, biological process: arachidonate secretion; phospholipid metabolic process. The record is from RefSeq and is a predicted model, not a curated record. Gene Ontology annotation, molecular function: A2-type glycerophospholipase activity. The transcript has 5 exons. NCBI's taxonomy places the organism in Eukaryota, Metazoa, Chordata, Mammalia, Lagomorpha, Leporidae.
UGACAUCACAAUCGUCUCCAGAUGGGGCGGGGACCGCCCCUCCCUCACUUCCUCCCUCCCUCCUUCCCUCCCUCGGUUCUCACCCCCUUCCUCCCUCCCUCCCUCCUCCCCUCCCUUCCCCUACUCUGGUGCCCGCCCCUUGUGCCUUAAGGGCUGGGGAGCUCCUCGGGCCGCGGGACGGCGAGGAUCCUGUGCAAAUGAGCAUCACCUAUAUAAACAGGUUACCCAGCUGGGAGAGAGGACGUCCGCUGGCUGGUGUGGCAUCCAGCACUGAUGCGUCCAUCCUCUCAUCUGAAGGUGAGUGCAAGGAGACAGACACGUGCUGCUGCAAACACAAGCAGUGCACGGCGCACAUCAUCCACCCUUUCUCCGAGUACAGCCACUGCAACCUGCACCUGCACGCCAUCAGCCACUGUGACUGUGAUUCCAGGGUGAAGGACGGCUCAGAAAAGGCCAACAGCAGCAGUAGCAGCAGCUCCCGAGACGCAGGCCCAGCCUGUUCCCGCGGCUCGGGCUCGGGCCCAGACCCUGGUCUGGGUCCGGGUCCAGGCUCGGGUUCGGGCUCCACCUGCUGUAACAUCAUCCAGACCCCUUGCUUUGAGCUCAUCCCAGAGGAGGCGUGUGUGGAGAGGAUCUGGUAUGGCUGGUGCAAAAGCUACAGGCCUGUGUCCGUGGCAGUGAUCCACCAUCCCAUACACCAUGAGUGUGCAGCAGAUGAUCUAAAUGGAGAGGAAGAGGAGGAGGAGGAGGAGGAGGAGGAAGCAAGCAAGCCCCCCAUCCCAAGCCAGGUGGGGCCCACCACCACCACGCCCACUGACACGUGCACCGUCACAGUCACGGGAGCCCCGGACACGCCAGCACCCAUCACCAUCUGGCGGUCAGACAGCCCGACCGGGAAGAACCUGGGAGGCAAGGUGAUCAAGAAGGUAAAGAAGAAGAAAGACAAGGAGGAGGAGACGACGGACGAGAAGACGAAGUUGAAGAAAAAACCCAAGAAAGGCAAGCUGACUAAGAAGAAAAGCCCAGUGAAGUCGCAGUCUUCGCCUCCAGAUCUGACGCGAUCUUUAAGCCCAAGAGAAUUGGCCAGGAUGUCAGAGUCCAGCCCAGAGAGCCGGGAAGACCUGGAGAGUGAGGACAGCUACAACGACCGGGGCCAGGGUGAGCCCUCCAGCGAGGACAUGCUGGAGUCGUCAUCGCCUAAGAAGAAAGAGAAGAACGGCGCCCAGACCAGGAAGACCGGGGUGAAGACCACACAAGCCAGGAAGGUGACCAAAAGGAAAUCCCCCCCUGUGUCCAACCCCAAUCUUAGCUGAAGUCAGCGCAACCAGGGUGACGAAUAAAUGCCGUCAAGCCUGUAGCCGACCCCUGGUGCCGUCCUGUCCCUCCGAACAGGCCACUUGGGGGGAUGGGGUGGGUUCUGGGCAUAGCCAGAGCAAGGAGUGGCAGGGUCACCAGGGGAAGGCAGUGGUGGUAGUGGUGGUGGGGAAGGGCUACAGCAUUUCUGUGUAGCAUCUAGGACCAGGACUGGGGUACAAGGGCUCACUGCUCCUGGAAGCCUGGUCUAACUUCCUUGACCGGCGAUACCCCCAAUAA